CUCUUCUCGCCGCGAAGUAGACAAAAAAUUUCUGCAUGUCGGUCGCGUUUCAUGCUGUUGAAAAUUUCCGCUGUGUGGUAUCCAAUCGGUAUAUUAUUUGUCGAUUAGCGAUUCAAAAAUGUGCGUUCAGAUGAAUUAGAAAGCAAAGCAAACUUUACGCGAGAAAUAUUCUAAUUAAAAUUAAAUUGUGCCGAUCUGUUGCGGAAGAAAAGAGUGCGCGAACCAGAAGUGCCAAGAAAAAGAAGAAAUCCAAGGUUUGAUUCUGCAAAGUCGAACUAAUUUUCUGUUUAUCUUAUCAGUAUUUUCCUUCACUUUAAACCAGUUUUGGUAAAAUUGAAUAUCAAUAAUGGAGUGUAACCCAGCGGAUAAAUCACCAAAGAAUGCAUUACCAGCAUCAACCGACAAACAAGAUUUCGAUUCAGUGCCAGCAAUUUCCAAGGAUAUUAAAAGUGUAGAAGUUGCUAAUGACAACGAAGUUGACGAGUCUACGAAAAACGACGUCAAAUCCGAAAACGAAACAACUUCAGCACCUGCCGAAAUAUCGAAAGAAGACGGGCCCGAUGAACAGAAGGAUGAACGAAAAUCUGUUUCGGCUAGUGAAGCAAUAAGCACCGUUUGUCCUCGCCAGACUACUCAUAAUGACGAUAUUGUGGAAGAAGACAAAUUUGAGGAUGCUUCUGACUUGGAAGUAGAGAAAGAGGUUGUCAAAAUCCCACUUACUGAAGAAAACUGCAUUGAUCAAAAUUCGCAAUCAACCGGUAGCAACACCUCGUUAAAAGCAAAAUCAUCAGAAGAAAUGGCUACGUUGCAAUAUAACGAUUCUGAGGCCUAUGAGAUUGAUAGCUCACCUGAGAAGCCGCCCAAUAAUUCAGUUGUGCAAGAAUCCAAGCCAAUACCAGGACCGUCCUCUUCUAAGCAAUCAAUCAAAAGUGUUGAGAUCGAAACGGUCGAGUUGGAUGAUGAUGAUGAUGAUGAUGAUGACGAAGAUGGCGAUGGCCCCUUGCAACAGAACCGAAGAGAUUCCUAUGACGAUGAAGAAGAAGACUACGAUGAAGAUGACUAUUACGAUGAUCCGGACAGUGACGAUCAGGAUGUCAAUCGGGUUAUUCAGGAAGCUUGUGAUGAGAUCGAUGCAAUUAACGAUGUGGAGUCAUGUGACGAUGAUAAGAUGGAUGUCAGCUCCGAUGAAGAAGACUACAGUGAAAAUGAUGAGGACGAGCGGUCGAGCAAGAUGUUCAAAGCGAAACAUAAGCCAAAGUUGGAAAAUAGUAGGAGUGUGAAACGAAACGGGAGCGACUAUUCAGAAGACGAUGAAAUGUAUGGCGAAGAAGAGGACUAUGACUACGACGAUGAUGUGGAAGAAGUGGUUGAGUUAGAUAAGGAGUCAGUGCAAAGAAAGAUUCCCCAAGCUCAUGUAUCGAUGGGACGAAUCAGUGUUGAAGAUGAAAGUGAAGAAGAUGUGCAAGAGAAAAAAAAAGUACAAAAAGUUAAACACAAAACCUACAGGCAGAAAUUGGUUUCAAAACUUCGCAAAAGAACUUUUAAACUAUUAAACAAACGCAGUAUGCACGUUAUGGAAGAAGGUGGCGAUGUGCUGGCUUGCUCGGAUGCCAAAAUAGUUAGUCUCAAGUCCACCAUCAAUAAUACCGCAAAACCAACAAUAAAGGAGGCUUCCGAAAUUCAGACCGAUAAUGAUAUCAUUUCAGACUCGAUUCUUAAGCCGAAAAGUACCGAAGAGAUAUCUACCGAUUCAAAGCUAGUUGCUGAGAAUUGUAGCAAUGAAGAGAACAAGGAGAACAUAACUGUCAAGGAUAAUUCGAAAUGUUCUGAAAACGAAAUGGUGGUGGACGACAAGGCGAAACCACACGAUGACGAACAGAGUGGAAACCGUGAACAAAAAUCAAUAAAAUCAGAAGAAGAAGACGUCAUGAACGACAUCGAUGAUAUCAUUGAAGAUGUCAAAUAUCAAAAUGGUUCGAAAGCUGAUUUUAAUGAGGAACUCACAUUCCAGAUGGAUGUUGAUGGAAGCCAACCGGAUGAUGAAAAUCCAUAUGAUGAAGAAAAUGAGGAAGAUGAUGACGAAGAAGGUGCGGUGGAUUUAUCCUCAUCGUACGAUGCCAAUAAGAGUGACCGAGAGGAUUGUGGUAAACAGAGUCAAACGGAUGAGUCGGAUGCGGUUGAGCUGAUUGAUAGUUCACCCGAAAAACUAACGCAAGUGGUGACUGCAAAGAAACCUGCCAAGAAACCGAAUGCAUUAACGUUAGAAAGUGAUCUCAACAAUAGUUCUAAAAUUAGAAGCGAUAAAUCAUUGAAAGUGGACGAGGUUGACAAAUAUCACACAGAAAAGCAAGAUGAAUCAACUGAUAAAUUACCGAGUGCAAGUAAGUCUAGUCGCAUGAAUGAAGCAGUUUCUGCAGAGAGAUCGGAUGAUACUGAGUUCAGUUCACGGAAACGAAGACGCUCGAUUGAAAAAGAAGAUUUCGAAGAAGAGCGAUCAGUACCAUCAAAGAAACUGAAACGAGAGCUAGAAUGUAACUUUCGAUCUCACGAUCGUCUACUUAAAGAGUAUAUCGAAACAACCUCCAAUAGCUCGGUAGAUGAUGUACAGAAACACACUGAUGCGCUAGUGGUCGAAAUUCGGACCCUAAACGAAAUGAUACGUGCCAAAGAAGAUGAAUGGAACAAUAUGAUCCAUUUGAAAAAAGUGAAGGAAGAAAUUUUACUGCGAUUGACCAGAAAAAAACAUGUUAUGGACAUCACCGAUACCAAACUGGGAGAAGUUUCCGAAUACAGUCACUUUGAUUCGUCGAAUCUGACCAAUGUGCGAUCUGCUUCAGUAGGACCUCGACCUCCUACCCCUCCACCGGAGGUAGAUGUUCGCCCAGCGUCGGUAGCACCUAUGCACAGCAGCACUCUUAACUCAAGUAAAAAUGCCAAUAUCUCGAAUCACUCGAUUUCCAGUAGUCGCAAAGAGAACAGUCUUCUUACUCAGUUCAAUCACAGCAACAGUUCCGUAACCAUGGUGCCAUUAUCAACUGCUUCGUCGUUGAUCACGUCCACGAAUACGAUUCUACAAUCCCGUGCAAAUAUGAAAUCCGCCGAGGUUGCGAAAGAAAAAUCCAAUGCCGUUCAAAUUCAACGACAAAUUCUUCCAAAGCCCAUACUCUCUAACCACCAACAGAUACUGAAUAAUUUAGCGAUGUCCGCUGGUUUGACAGCAGCUGCGAUUACUAGUACCGGAACCACGUCGAUAUCAAAUUCUUCCUCGACGGCAACGGUCUCCAAUGUAGCUGCCAUCAACAAUAUUCUUGCAGGCCUGUCUGCCCAAGCAGCUGCCCUACUGAACGGUCACCAUAGUUCUUCGGGUAUCAAUAAUCACCAACAGGGUAACCAGCUGCAAGUAGGAAGACAAGGGGUCAUCAAAGAUGUCAAAAGUAUUAUUGCUGACUACAGGCAAAAACAUCCAGAGCAGGUACCUAGAAGAGGUCGGCGGUUGAAAAAUAUUCCAAACAGCGGAUAUGAUAAGAGUGGAGCGGCUUCAGCGGCCUCCCGCAUGACGGAGUUGAGUUUUCUUCUGGCGGCAGCAGAGAACUCCCGUCCCUCUAGCAACGAUUCGUCCCAGAGCAAUUCCAACAAUUUACCCACCAGUGGUGCCACAACCCCAACAGGGCUUUCCUUCAAGGAUGUCCUGGUGCAAUUCGCCAAAAUGAGCCAAUCCGACGGCAAUCUGCUGUCCAAUUUGAGCAAUCUUACCAGCUCAGCUACUGCAGCCACAACUGCUUCCGUAUCAGCUACAACCAAUUCUUCAUCUUCUUCUCAACAGCAACAGUCGCAGCAAAACGCUGCCGCCAAUCUGAGUAAGGGAGCUUAUCCAGAGGUAACACUGCAUCCGGUGUUGAAUUCAAAUUCCAACUCAGGAAGUAAUGCCGUUGAUAUGAAUCAGUCUGCCGGAAGUAACACCAGCGUCAACCAAUCUCAAAACAAUAACAACAAUUCAACCAACUCUCUACUGCACGGUAUUCUAACUAAAACUUCGUCCCGGCCUAAUGCAGCGGGAUUCACAUCGUUCUCACCAACUCUGGCCCGGUUGCUUACUGCACCGGAACGAAUGAAUUCGCAGGCAUCCACUGUUACCUCUGGGGCGUUAGCCAACCUGCAGGCAAGCACCGGACUCAAUCUAUCCAAAUCGAACAGUGAAAUCACGAUCACACCGGUAGGGGCCUCCAACCUGCAGCAAUCUUUGCUAGCACACCAACAACAGCUGCAGGAGCAGCAGAAACAGCUCCAGCGGCUGCGGGAGCAGCAUUUCCUAAAUAUGGAUGAUGAAGCCGAUGACAGUGUGGAUCGGCUAGUAAUCGACGAGGGCGAUGAUCAUCAUGGCACUUCCAGUGGAAAUCAUCACCGGGAGCGAAAUAUUCUUACAACCCGCUCGGGAAAUAGACCCGAAUUCCACGAAAAUGACGUUCCGGAGUGUCAGGGCUGCAAGAAACGAGAAGCCCAAUUUGUUUGUGCUGGUUGUGGUAAUCAGUGGUACUGCAGCCGCGACUGUCAAGUGAACGCAUGGGACGACCACUCCGAAGUUUGCACUGGGUAAAUUCUUGAACCCGAUAACAUAAUAUACUUUAACGAAUACUACUAUCGCAGUGGAAAAGGUAUUGUUAAUUUUUAUCGCAAAUGACUAUUCAAACAUAGGAUAUUAUUACACUGACGUAUCGGUUUAGCAUAAAAAAUUGCCACCAAACUGCAGCGUAGUCUAUCAGUAUGGGAUUUCUUACCAACCAAGCAACAAUAUAUUAAAAUAAGUUUUUGAAUACCUUUAUGUAACAAUACAUGCAUAAAUUGGGUGCAAAAAGCCAAUAUAAUUUUGAAUUUGAGCAACCUUCUAUCGUGGAAGGAAGACAGGGAACGGUUUCCCUCAAACAUCCUAUUUUUAUUGAAAUCACGAUUAUGCGCAAUUAAAAUCAAUCACGAUUAGCAUUAGGUUAUAGAUGCAUUUUUUCACUUUAGAAGAGAAACUCUUCGAAGUUGCACAGUCUAAAUUAUUUCAUCCCAAUUAGAGAGAUAUAAUCAGUGAAAUAUGUUCACAUUCUUCAAAAUUAGAUAUUUUCACACAGUCACCUUCAAUAAUACUACUGCGUUUCAUUUCAAUAUUCAGAAAUCUAUGAUUAUCUUAAUCGAAUAGAAUGAGAGAGUUCAGAAGCAAAAGUUAUGGUUUAUAUUCAAGUUAAUCAAAACAAAAAGUAUGUGCUUACCGUGCAAGUGGACAGCGAUAACUACAUUUAUUUGAAUAAUACAUUUAAUUAUAUUGCAAUCAUAUAUUUAGCAACACAACUAUGAUACAAGUGCGAAAAGCUAAUACAUAAAACACAAAUGUAGGGUUGAAAGCUAUACAUACUAAGGUAUUAUUAGUAGGAUGUAUGAAACUGAACGGAAUACAUGAAGCAUUACUGCAGAAGUACAGCAAAGAAAUUUUCGAAAGCUUGUACCAGUGGUGAUUAUAGAUUAAAUGCGUGGCUCACUAGUGAGCUAAACUGCUAGCAGGUCGAUUGUAGGCAUACGUGAUCUGUAAGAUCACGUAACAACGUUAUUAAAAUGACAAAACACAAAAAUUAUA
This is a messenger RNA of Malaya genurostris, 5614 nucleotides long. RefSeq names its product MATH and LRR domain-containing protein PFE0570w-like. The coding region runs from base 347 to 4594 and encodes 1415 amino acids. Lineage: Eukaryota; Metazoa; Arthropoda; Insecta; Diptera; Culicidae. The record is from RefSeq and is a predicted model, not a curated record. The transcript has 7 exons.